This is a messenger RNA of Chenopodium quinoa (quinoa), 944 nucleotides long. RefSeq lists its product as uncharacterized. The record is from RefSeq and is a predicted model, not a curated record. NCBI's taxonomy places the organism in Eukaryota, Viridiplantae, Streptophyta, Magnoliopsida, Caryophyllales, Amaranthaceae. The transcript has a single exon. The coding region runs from base 174 to 713 and encodes 179 amino acids.
UAGAAGUUGCAGAUAAUAUCAAAAGUCAAGACGUAAAUUAAAAGUCAAAAGAGAUGGGUUUUCCAAUUCUGUAUCGGUUGGAAGGCGAAGUACAACCACAGCAAUUGGAACUUGGAAGCACCAAAUUUGUGGAGUCCAUCACAUUUUGGUUUUAAUUAUAUGAUGCCAAGUCGAUGAGAUCUCUAGGCCGUGGUUUAUUCACAACCAUGUGGGUUACCACUUCCCCUCAAACCUUCCUUCCAACCAAUACAACCCCAGUUUCAUAUUCACCUUUCAUUUCCUUUCCGAAACUUCCACAACCACCGCCGAAAUCCCUUUCCACCGCCCAGUUACGCCGGAGAAACCAAAACCCCGCAAUCCUCGCCACCGCCUCCCCACAGGACGUUGGUGGGCUGGGCCAAGCAGUACUCAGCACCAUCAACUCCGGCCCAUCAACGGGUUCGAAUCCAACCCAACAACAAGAAAAGCCCAACAAAGGGAAUGAGAUAAGCGGGUCGGAUAUUUUGAAGGCUUUGCAGAAAGCAAGCGUCAAAAAAGCAAACACUAAGAAGCAGCAGAAGAAAAAAGGGUCCGGUGAAAUGAAGAAAGCAGAGAAGAAUGGGAAAAAAGAAGUAAUCGAUUACGAUAAGGUCCGACCCGUAUCCAUCAAGAGUGAUUGGGCUACCCGAUUGGUUGAAUUGGAGAAACGUCUUCAAGAAUUCUCUAAUCUCUGAAACUGCUGCGUGAGUUUCUUCUUCCUAUUUUGCCCUUCACUUUAUUCAUUUACACAAUGGAUAAUAGUUAGGAGUAUAUGUAUAUCUGUAUAUGCAAUAUAAUUAGCUGUUCUUGCAGUGUAAUUUCUUGUACAUAUAUAUGACCACAUGUAUGUCUAGUCGAGCAUUUUAUAAAAUAUUCAUAAAUACGGAGUAAUCAUUUAUAUAAUGUACAGUAAAGUUUAUGUGGAA